AUGGCAAUGUUCUUGAAAUUAUUCUUCACUACUUCAAUGGGUUCAAAAUGUAAAGAUGAUCCAAAUAUGCCACAGGUUGGCAUGAUCGUGACGCAUAAGGCGGGUAGGUGGAAAGUUAUGAAGAACAUAGCGUCAGGGCCGUUCUCAGAUGUGUUUAUAAUCGCCGACGCCGAGGACUCAAAAAAGAAGUACGCCAUGAAGUGCGAGAAACAGGAGGGAAACGCUCGGCCAGUGCUGAAGCUCGAUGUGCUAGUGCUCAUGUCAGUGAAAGGUGCUGUAGGAUUUCCGCUUUUUAUAGCUGCAGGAAGAACAAGCACGUAUAGGUACUGUGUAAUGCAACUUGUGGGCCCUGACUUAGGAAAACUGAGGAGAAGCCUCAUCGACAAAAGAUUUUCGCUACCAACAGCACUGCGAGUUCUUCAGCAAACCUUGCGGAGAUUAGAGGUGUUACACGAUGCAGGAUGGCUUUGCCGGGAUGUGAAAGCUCCAAACUUUGCAAUAGGUCUAGGGACUGAGAGCGGUGUGAUUUACAUGCUUGAUUUCGGGUUCGCUAGGAGAUAUAAAGAAGCGAAUGGAGAAAUUAUACCUCCACGUGAAGCAGCUGCCCUAUUAGGAACGUUUCAGUACACUCCUCUCGCUAGCCAUUAUCACAAAGAUCAAGCGCCUAAGGACGACUUGGAAAGUUGGUUCUACAUGGCGGCCGAACUGCUGAAGGGCCCUCUACCAUGGUGUAAAAUAGACGGCCACAAGGAGCAUCAGUUGAUUGCUGAACAGAAAAAGCUUAUCCGAAAGGAGCGAAGAGCAGAGUUUAUUGAGGGGAUGCCCCGCGAGUUCGACGUUAUCCUUUCAAUGAUUGACAAUAUGAAAUUUUUCGAGCGGCCGCCUUACGACGUUCUCCAAUCGUUAAUAGACCAAGCAGCAGAGAAACUUGGGAUCACUCUGCAUGAACCAUUUGAUUGGCAGACCAAUGCUCGUGUGCUGAGAAAGGCAGAAUUUGUUGGUGAACUUGGAGAGUCCAAUUUGGCAUCGUUAAAAAUGGAAGAGGAAGAAGGAGAAGAAGAAAGUGAAUCUUCAGACGUCACAGCCUCAACAUUGGAACUUAAAACUUAA
Strongylus vulgaris is the source of this 1110-nucleotide messenger RNA. NCBI's taxonomy places the organism in Eukaryota, Metazoa, Nematoda, Chromadorea, Rhabditida, Strongylidae. The record is from the annotation of a GenBank genome assembly.